UUCAUUGGAUGAUAUGAUGUCUCUUCACGAGGACCUCUUAAAUACUACUGUCUACCAUAAAAAAUUACGACCUGGAAGAAAUCAGAGUGAACCGACAAUAGUUUCCAUGAAGAUGACUCUUGAUAACCUAGUGGACAUUGAUGAGAUCGCCGGGGCAGUGAAAAUCACUGCAAAACUGGAGGUCAGUUGGACUGAUGACAGAAUCAGGUGGAAUCCAACGGACUUCAACGGGGUUGAUAAAGUUCUGUUUCAAAUGGGAGAUAUUUGGGUUCCCGAUUUGUAUACCAUGUCUUCACUAUCCAGUAAACCAGCUCUGGGAAUGGAUGAAUUUAUUGUGAGAUAUACUCAUGAUGGAAGGGCAUUUUGGGAAGUUUCCGAUAUGUUUUGGAGUACAUGCGAUAUCCGCAUUGUGUAUUACCCAGUGGAUAUGCAGACGUGCCAGAUUAUUUUUUCAACCAUUGGAUAUACUUCUGAUGAUGUCAAACUAAAAGUUACUGAGAGAACGUUAGUAACAGAUGCCUACAAAGAUAGCAGCGCCUGGAAGCUAAAAACAGCAAAAGCUUUCGUGGUAAGAGGAACGUCAUCGGCAUCUGACGUGUUUAUUGGUGAGGUGACGUACGAGCGACGAUCUACGAUUUACAUUGUAACUAUUGUGGUUCCACCGGCAGUGAUGGGGUUCGUCCACCUUCUGGUAUUUUUCCUUCCAGACGACUCCGGGGAGCGGGUGGGUUUUUCGGUGACUGUUCUCCUGUCUUUGGCAGUAUAUCAGAGCAUGCUCAGCGAAGCACUACCAAAAGCAUCAAGACCACAGAUACCUGUGUUGAGUGUGAAAAUCUUUGCUGAUCUCCUCACAAGUUCUCUGAUACAGGUGUGUGUUGUUGUCAGUCAGUACUUGUACGUAAAAGAGCAAAAGAGAGAAGAGUUACCCCGAGCCGGCAAAAGACUUUCUCGAUGUCUGUUGUGCUUGAAAAGAAAGACAGCCGUAAAAGCAGCAGAUGAUUGUUCCGAGGACGAGUCAAAAGAAGAAAAGAAUGUGCAAACUCCAGUAGAUAGUACUGCAGAUGUAUACCAAGUCAGGAGAAUUUUUAACAUAGUGUGUGGAUGCUACUUUCUCCUUGCAACAGUGGCAGCAAAUGUUGCAAUAGUGUGUGUGUUCUCAGAUCCUGCUCACUUCCAAGCUGAGUUAUAA
Messenger RNA from Saccostrea cuccullata (small rock oyster), 1189 nucleotides. Its product is annotated as acetylcholine receptor subunit beta-like. Gene Ontology annotation, cellular component: plasma membrane; neuron projection; synapse. The record is from RefSeq and is a predicted model, not a curated record. Gene Ontology annotation, molecular function: transmitter-gated monoatomic ion channel activity involved in regulation of postsynaptic membrane potential; transmembrane signaling receptor activity; excitatory extracellular ligand-gated monoatomic ion channel activity. The transcript has a single exon. NCBI's taxonomy places the organism in Eukaryota, Metazoa, Mollusca, Bivalvia, Ostreida, Ostreidae. Gene Ontology annotation, biological process: regulation of membrane potential; monoatomic ion transmembrane transport; signal transduction. Bases 14 to 1189 code for a protein of 391 amino acids.